AUGACCAUCGCCGGCUCCGACUCCGGGGGCGGUGCGGGUAUCCAGGCGGAUUUGAAAACCUUUUCCGCUCUGGGUGUGUUUGGCACUUCUACCCUGACCGCGAUCACCGCCCAGAACACCGUGGGUGUCAGCGCGGUGCACGAGGUGCCCACUGACAUCAUCGCCGCUCAAAUUGACGCGGUAAUGACGGACAUCGGAGCCGAUGCGGUCAAGACCGGCAUGUUGUCCUCGAGCGAGAUCGUGGAAACGGUGGCCGAGGCCAUCCGACGUCACGGCGUCGUCAACCUCGUGGUUGAUCCCGUCAUGGUCGCCAAGAGCGGCGACCGUCUCCUCCGCGAAGAGGCCAUCCAUUCCAUCUGUAGCUCCCUGAUCCCGCUGGCAGCGGUGGUGACGCCCAACAUACCGGAAGCCGAAGAUUUGACAGGUCGCCCCGUCCAAUCCGACGAUGAUGUCCGCGAGGCGGCAAUCCGCAUCGUGGCCAUGGGCGCUCGCUCCGUCGUCAUCAAGGGCGGCCACCGCGACGGCCCACCCACCGAUGUUCUCUACGACGGCCACGAAUUCCUGGAGUUCACCACCGAGCGGAUCCCUUCGACGAACACGCACGGGACCGGUUGCACCUUUGCCUCGGCGAUAGCCGCCGGUCUGGCCCACGGACUGGACACGCCCGCCGCGGUCGCACGGGCGAAAGACUACGUGACCGCCGCCAUUCGCGCGUCGUACCCGAUUGGCCACGGACACGGUCCGCGGGUUUUUGGGGUGUUCAGCCAGUGCGAUCACCAAUUCGCAACCUACGAUGAGGUAAUUCAGCCAUGCCAGGAUUUGACGUGGUUUCCAGCCGGGUCAGUUUUCCGGAACUCGAUGCCGAGAUCCUCCAGUAUUGGAAGGAACGCGAUGUGUUCCGUCGGUCCGUGGACGACCGUCCCGGACGCUCCACUCUUCAUGAUGUAUGAGGGUCCGCCCACUGCCAACGGGAGCCCCGGCAUUCACCACGUUUUGGCCCGCGUGUUUAAGGAUGUAAUCUCACGGUAUCGCACCAUGAAAGGUUGCCGGGUCAUCCGCAAGGGUGGAUGGGAUACGCACGGGCUGCCCGUCGAGCUGGAAAUUGAAAAGGAACUCGGCUUGGCUUCCAAGCGCGAGAUCGAGGAAUACGGCAUUGCCGAGUUCAACCAGCGCUGUCGGGAAAGCGUGUUCAGAUACGUCAAAGACUGGGAAGUGAUGACCGACCGCAUCGGCUAUUGGGUCGAUAUGCACGAUCCCUACGUAACGCUGGAAAACGACUACAUCGAAACCGGCUGGUGGAUUCUCAAACAGUUGUGGGAUCGCGGGCUCCUGUACCAGGACCGGCGCGGCACCCCCCAUUGCCCCCGCUGCGUGUCCAGCCUUUCCUCCCAUGAGGUGGCCCUCGGCUACCGCGAAAACACUCCCGAUCCAUCGGUUUUCAUCAAAUUUGAAGCUGCCGCCUGGCCCGGCGACGCGCCGACUUAUUUCCUCGCCUGGACCACGACUCCGUGGACCCUACCCGGCAACACCGCCCUGGCGGUAGACCCCGAUGCAGAGUAUUCGGUCGUCUCAGUGGCAGAUCAUCAGCUCAUCCUGGCAACCGCAUUGCUCAAGGUCCUGCACGACGAAUACUCCGUCGUCGAAACCCGACUGGGCAGUGAACUGGUCGGACAUUCGUACCGACCCUUAUACGACGCCGCUGAAUUUGGUUCCGGCAUCCAGCAGUUCGUCCGCCGCGAUGGCGUGACCCAGCUGGAGGACACCGAUUCGUACUCCCCGCAUGUCGUCGCCGCCGAUUUCGUGAGCAUGGAUGAUGGCAGCGGCAUUGUCCACAUCGCACCCGCGUUUGGUGACGAGGACCUGGCUCUCGGCCGCGAGCGGGGGUUGGCCUUCAUCCAGCCGGUGGACCUCCAGGGGAUUGUGACCGGCUCUUAUCCCUUCGCCGGCAAGUUCGUCAAAGACGCGGACCCUGAGAUCGCCGCCGACCUCGACAGUCGCGGUUUGCUCUAUCACCAAGGAGUCUACCGCCAUACCUACCCGUUUUGUUGGCGGUGCGACACGCCGUUGCUCUACUACGCCAAGGACAGUUGGUACAUCCGCACCACCGCCGUGAAAGAUCGCCUCGUUGACAUCAAUGGCGAGAUCCAUUGGUACCCGGAACAUAUUCGGGAAGGCAGGUUCGGGGAGUGGCUCCGAAACAACGUUGACUGGUCACUGUCGCGGGAACGGUUCUGGGGCACCCCCAUCCCCAUCUGGCGUUGCGACGGGUGCCAGUCCACCCGGUGCGUCGGCAGCCUCGCCGAGUUGUCUGACCUCGCUUCGAUUGACGUGGGCGAUCUCGACUUGCAUCGGCCCUACGUGGACGACAUUGCCUGGCCAUGUUCCCAGUGCUCCGGCGUCAUGCGUCGCAUCCCGGAGGUAGCGGACGCAUGGUUCGACUCCGGCAUGAUGCCCUAUGCCCAAUGGCAUUACCCUUUCGAAAAUCCCGAAAUCGACAACGACGGCCGCCUGCCGGCUGACUACAUCUGUGAAGCGGUGGACCAGACCCGCGGCUGGUUCUACAGCCUCCACGCCCUGUCAACAUUGCUCAACGACGACUUGGCUUACCGCAACGUAAUCUGCCUCGGCCUGAUCCUGGAUGGACGCGGCCGCAAGAUGAGUAAGCGGCUUGGCAACAUCGUUCAGCCCGACACCAUCCUCGAUACCCAUGGCGCCGACGCUUUGCGCUGGUAUCUUUUCACCGCAUCCCAUCCCGGUGAACCCCGGCGCUUCUCCGACCGUUUGGUCCAGCAAACCCUGCGCCAGGUGUUGCUGACCCUUUGGAACGUCUACUCCUUUUUCACCAACUACGCGAACAUCGACGAAUUCGAGCCGUCCCAAAUUCCGGAAGGUUGGCGCCCUGAAGCCGAACUCGACCGCUGGAUCCUGGCGGAACUCAACCAAUUGGUUCAGGUCGUGGACGAUCACCUGGACAAUUACAACCCGACCGACGCCGGACGCCGGCUUGCCGAGUUCAUCGACGUGCUGUCCAACUGGUACGUCCGCCGUUCGCGCCGCCGCUUCUGGAAGUCAGAGAACGACGCGGACAAACUCGGGGCCUACGCUACCCUCUACCGUUGUUUGACCACGGUAGCUCGGCUUAUGGCGCCAUUGGCUCCCUUCGUAUCCGAGCAGAUGUACCGCAACCUGGAACUUCGCUACGAAACUCACGCGCCCGAUAGCGUCCAUCUCUCUGCCUAUCCGGUGGCGGACACCGCCCUGAUCGACGGUCCCAUCAUGGAAGCGACCCGCCUGGCGAUACGCGUUUCCAGCAUGGGCCGUGCGGCUCGGAGCAAAGCCGGACUGAAGGUCCGCCAACCUCUGGCCGAAGUUGUGGUCAAGACCCGGACCGACGCUGAGGCGGAAUACCUGAGCCAGGUGCGUCCGCAGAUCCUUGAAGAACUGAAUAUCAAGGAGUUGCGGGCGGCCGACGGCUACGGGGACCUGUAUGUUCGGGCCCAGGAGCUAGCCACCGAUGACGGGGAUGCGGUGGUUUCAGUAGAUGGGUAUUCAGCGGCAAUGGAAUCAGGCUACAUGGUGGCGGUGGACGCUCGCAUCACCCCGGAAUUGGCCGACGAGGGUCUGGCGCGCGAACUCGCUCACCGGAUCCAAAAUCUACGCAAGAAUGCGCGUUUCGAAAUCACCGACCGUAUCAUCGCUUACUACGACGGACCCGACGAAAUUGCGCGUGUGAUGACCGUCCACGGAGACUACAUCAAGCAGGAAACCCUGAGUGACGACUUGCUUGCCACGGUUGCUGAGGACGCUGCCAAAUCUGAGACCGCCCAGAUCGAGGGCAUGGAGGUCACCCUCGGUGUGCGUCGUCUGACUGACGUUUAA
Molecule: messenger RNA, 3879 nt
Organism: Geodia barretti
Lineage: Eukaryota; Metazoa; Porifera; Demospongiae; Tetractinellida; Geodiidae
Source: the annotation of a GenBank genome assembly